CUCUGAAUUAGGAAGUAAUGAAAAUAAAAACUUAUCGCGAUCUCCGUCUUUAACAUCAUUUGAUCCAUGGCCAUCACUUCUUGUCUCUCGAAAACUGCCACCAAGAGGGAAGAAUGUAUCCGAGGGUUGUUGUGAACUAACGAAUAUUCGGGGUAGAUGUGAACACUGAUGGUGCUCUGAUGAGGAUGCUGGACACAAACGAAGGGGGUCUGGUGGGGGGAGAUGGCAUGGUGCCGGGGGGGCUGGGGAUCGGGGCGCAGGACACCAUCUACCUGUGCAACUUCCGCGUGUCUGUCGACGGAGAGUGGCUCUGCCUCAAGGAACUGCAGGAUGUCGAGUUCAACAUUCCCGACUCAUUCCCAGAACCCUCCACUCCAUCUCCCAUUGAGCCACACAUUAUGCUUGCUCGUGAUCCGGUCAUUAUAGAGAGGCGAAAUUUAGUGAAUAUUUCAAAAUUAAUUGUUAAGGAACUAAUUGAGACAUCUCUGAAGUAUGGACGUAUGCUGGACUCUGAUCACAUGCCUCUGCAGCAUUUCUUUAUUGUUCUGGAACAUGUAUUGCGACACGGAUUGAAGCCCAAAAAGGGUCUUCUGGGUCCAAAGAAAGAGCUGUGGGAUAUUCUUCAGGUGGUUGAAAAACUAACAUCAGAAGCACAAGACAUUACGGCUAGUGUGAGGGAUUUGCCAACUGUAAGAACUCAAAUGGGUCGAGCUAGAGCAUGGCUGAGACUGGCCUUGAUGCAGAAGAAGCUGGCUGACUAUGUCAAAGUGUUAAUCGACCACCGAGAUGAUGUCCUGGCCGACUACUUCGAGCAGGAUGCACUCAUGAUGAGUGAGGAAGCCAACAUCAUUGAGGGACUUCUCACCGGAUUGAAUGUGAUAGACUGCAAUUUAUGUGUCAAGGAAGAAGAUCUAGAUUGCCAACAAGGUGUAAUCGAUUUUUCUCUGUACCUGCGCUCAAGCCACCAUACCACCACCAUCGCACCUGAAGAAAGCCUAUCUGGAGGCGCCAAUGACGAUCUCGAUCCUGAUAACAUGACCACCGUUCUCGAUCAAAAGAAUUAUAUCGAGGAAUUGAACCGACAUCUUAAUGCUACUGUGGGAAAUCUACAAGCCAAAGUUGAAUCAUUAACAACUACAAAUGCGCUAAUGAAAGAGGACCUGUCUAUUGCGAAGAAAAACAUUCUCACUCUCAUGGAAGAGAAUGCAAAUUUGAAGUGCGAUCGCUACGAGUUGGGAAUCGUUCAUAAGAAAGAAGAUAGUUCAGAAUCAAAACCAAAGGAUAGUGAAAUUGAAGCUCUACAACAACAAUUGGCAGAGGAGAAGAAAUUGAGACAAGAGACUGAACGUGAAUUACAUUUACAGAUAAGUUUGAAAGCCGAAAUGGAAGUUGCUAUGAAACUCCUUGAAAAAGAUAUUCAUGAGAAGCAGGAUACAAUUAUCUCAUUGAGAAGGCAACUGGACGAUAUUAAACAGAUCAAUCUCGAAAUGUACACUAAACUUCAGGAAUGUGAAAGUUCAUUGAAGCAAAAAACAGAGCUUAUAACAAAACUGGAAGAUAAAGCAUUUGCUAUGACUGAUACCUUGCAAAAGCUGGAUGAAAAGCAAAAAGAACUGGAUAUGUUGAGACAAGCUUUGAACAAAGUAACAUCUGACGUUGAAGAGAAGAAAGUUAAUCUAGAAACUGAAUUGAAAAUUGAAAAACAGAGAACUCAUUCGUUGCAGUCUUCCAUGGUUGAUGAAAGAGAACGAAUUUCGUGUCUCCAACAAGAAGUCAAGCAACUUCAAGCCGUUGCUUCUAAAUACGUGACCUUACAAGAGAACUACUACAAACUGGAAGAAGAGUGUAAGGAGCAAGAACUGACUCUACAAGAACUGGGAAUCCAGUUGAGCAAAAGCAAACUGCAGGUGUCUGAUCUGCAGGAAGAGGCGAGUGUGAUCAGGUCGAAGCCAGAUAGUGCUCUGUGGGCUUCAGACAAAGAGGCAGCUAACUGCAAAACUUGCAAUAAGGAGUUCAAUAUCACUAGAAGAAGACACCAUUGUCGAAAUUGCGGGGAAAUAUUCUGCAACGCGUGUUCGGAUAACACGAUGUCGCUGGCAGCUGCAGCUAAGCCGGUCAGGGUCUGCGACGAAUGCCACGAACAACUAGUUGCCAGAUUCUCAAUUGUCCAAUAGUCCACAUGCAUCCACUCAUGCAAUACAACAAUGCGCUUACUAAUAUUGGAAGGCACCAACUGAACCAUGGUGCAGUGCAGCUUUACUGUAGGUAGAAAGUCGUUCUGUUUUUCAUCAAUUGACAGUAAUUGUCAAUUAUUUAUGUAUCAAUUAUCUGGUGCUUAAUUACUCCAAUAUUACUAUAGUAUUUUUUACUUAUGAGGCAUUUGAUUUAGUUCCAGGCUGGGCUGCUCGUUUGUCCAGAUUUCAUUGAUCUGGACAAAUCAAAUGAUCUAGAUCAAUGAAUCAUUGAUCUGGACUAGCUUAGUAAGCCUUACUGAUGAAAUAUUAUUAUUGUCGUCUAUGUAGUCUGCUCUUUAGAUGGAGACAUUUAUUCUAAGAGGCAAGUAGUCACUUUAAAUCUAAAAAGGCCAAUGUUUUUAUAAGAUCCACAGGCUGUAAAUAUUUAGAAUAUGAUAACUUAGUGUAGUUUCAUUUUUUGGAAUUGCUAACUCAGGUGUUAAAGCAUUUAGUUUCUGUGCGCUCAAUCAAAAAAGAAGAUGUUUUCCCUCCUUUUAUCACAAGUUACUGUGUCAAAUAGCUUCAUACAUUAGGUAACUCCUAUUAUUCAAAUAUUUUAUUGGUAUUACUAUUCUCAUAUAUUUAGGAUAUGAUACAUUCCAGAAUAUCUUAGAUCUAUUUGAAACAGUGAAAUAUUAACUUUUAAUAUCCAAAAUAAGACUAUUUCAUCUUGAUUUGAUAGAAUAUUUUUUUGAAUUUGGCAUUUUUAAUUCUGUUCUAAAUCAGUCCUAAUUGAAUACAUCACACUAAAUUAUAUUUUAUGGAGCUCAAUUUAUAAAAUAUUAUUUUCAUUACUGAAAUGUCCUAGGUGCCUUCCAUGCCAUGUUUGUGAUUGUAUUUUGUAUUUAUUCAUUAUUUAUAGAAACUUGACGAAUUUAAAUUUUUAUCAAAACCAGAUCCUAUAUUUUCAUAAAUGCUGCUAUAUUAGUCAAUUUAUUCAAAACAAAGUGAAAAUAUUUACUGUUUGUGUAUAAUAGUAUUUAUAAGAUUGUUGAAAUUAUAUUGUAUAUGAUAUUG
This is a messenger RNA of Nilaparvata lugens (brown planthopper), 3251 nucleotides long. RefSeq names its product protein RUFY3. Bases 180 to 2174 code for a protein of 664 amino acids. Lineage: Eukaryota; Metazoa; Arthropoda; Insecta; Hemiptera; Delphacidae. Gene Ontology annotation, cellular component: cytoplasm. The transcript is spliced from 13 exons. The record is from RefSeq and is a predicted model, not a curated record. Gene Ontology annotation, molecular function: metal ion binding.